Molecule: messenger RNA, 1816 nt
Organism: Oryzias latipes (Japanese medaka)
Lineage: Eukaryota; Metazoa; Chordata; Actinopteri; Beloniformes; Adrianichthyidae
Gene: bambia
Product: BMP and activin membrane-bound inhibitor (Xenopus laevis) homolog a
Biological process (GO): positive regulation of canonical Wnt signaling pathway; transforming growth factor beta receptor signaling pathway; negative regulation of transforming growth factor beta receptor signaling pathway
Molecular function (GO): frizzled binding
Source: RefSeq, a predicted model, not a curated record
UAUUUCUUCGGGGGUUCCGAGAGUGCCACAGGUCUGAAUCCAGUCAUCGGUCCUCCGGCGGACUUGUUCUCUUUGGACCGUCUUACUAACCAGGAAUACAGACGUGAUGCUCCCGUACACUCGCUCUCGCGGAGACGUGGAGACAGAGUAACUAUUUCUUCACCGGAGUACACUUUCGGACUUGAAGAAAUACGGUUGUUUUUGUUUUCAUGUAAUGUCGGGCCACUUUCACAAAAAAUAAGUCGGCCAGUUUUUUCUCUCGCUUCCAUGCGGAAAGGGGAAACGUUUCUGGGUGAAUUUGGUCUCCCGGCGUCCCCGUCGGCCUCGUGAGCUGUCGUGUUUCAGCUCAAAAUGCCUCGUUUGUCGCCGUAGCUCUGCUCCCUGCUCAGCGCGCGCGCCCCUGCCUCUGCCACUGGAAAUACAGGACGCUCCGCGGCGCACCAACCUGGAGUAAAUGGAUCGCCAGUCCAGUUUCGUUUCCAUCUGGCUACAACUGGAACUGUGUGCCAUGGCCAUCCUCCUCACCAAAGGGGAAAUAAGGUGUUACUGUGACGCGCCGCACUGUGUGGCCACGGGCUACAUGUGCAAGUCGGAGGCCAACGCCUGCUUCACCAGGGUCCUCGACCCGCUCAACGCAAACUCCCCCCUCACCCACGGGUGCCUGGAGGCAGGCGCCGCCGACGCCUGCAGCAGCCGGAGAGCCGCCACUGCUGCCGACGGCCUCAGCGGGGCUUUGGUGCUGGAGUGCUGCCACGACGACAUGUGCAACUACAGAGGCCUGCACGACCUGGCCCACACCAAGGACUCUGCAGACGGCCGAUACCAGGCAGACGGCAACAACAGGAACCUAGUGACGCGGGUUCAAGAGUUGGGCUCGGCCAAGGAGGUGUGGUUCAGGGCGGCGGUGAUCGCCGUGCCCAUCGCCGGCGGCCUCAUCCUGGUGCUGCUCAUCAUGCUGGCGCUGCGGAUGCUGCGCAGCGAGAACAAGCGGCUGCAGGACCAGCGGCAGCAGAUGCUGUCGCGGCUCCACUACAGCUUCCAUGGCCACCACACCAAGAAGGGUCACGUGGCCAAGCUGGACCUGGAGUGCAUGGUGCCUGUGACGGGCCACGAGAACUGCUGCCUGACCUGUGACAAGAUGCGGCAGGCCGACCCGAGCAAUGAAAAGAUCCUGUCUCUGGUGCAUUGGGGGAUGUACAGCGGCCACGGCAAGCUGGAGUUCGUAUGAGGUCCUGCUGGGACGUUAUGCUUCUGCCUUCAAAGACAUUCCAAUGUUCUUCAUCCGUUGGACCUUUGGUUUCAUUUUCUUUUCUUUUAAACCAGUGGUGAAACAAUACGAGACUGAUCUCAUGCCGUGUGGUUCUUGCUGGAGGAGCACUUUACUUGAAAAUGAAAGGCAAAGCAGCAUGGAGCUGCUGAUUUUUUUCAAACUUGAGGGACCUGAGUGGGAGGAGUCUGAGGAUCCUGGACUAUCUACACUGAGCGCUGAAGGAUUCCAAAUUUGUCUUAUUUGCACACUUGUGAGAAACAAAAAGUUGCUUAAAACAAGAUUUUUUUUACACUGACAGCAGGGUACGACACAAAGGAGGAGUUGAAACAAACCCAGUGUUGUGACUGUAGGCGUGCACACUCCUCUGUACGUUUCAUGAUUCAAGGUUAAUGUAAAGAUUCUAAAUAUAUCUAUCUAUUUUUGUCUGAUGAAUCUGACCUGUGUGUGUCCUGUUCUGGGUGAAUGUGCAGCAUCUUUCGGACGGAAAGCUCGAUUGUGUGCGUGUGAAAGAAAAACUUCCAUUAAAGGUGACUUUUAUUUAUGUCA